CUUAUUUAUAAAGUGAAACUGUCUUAGAGUGAGUGUCUUUGUCUUCAUAUUUUCAUCAUGCAGAUUUCUGAAUGCCAUUUUGUGUUGAUGAGUAGUUUUGAAUGAAGGACCCACCCUCCAUCCCAUUCAGUAGACCCAGGUAUAAAACCUCAAGUCUUUACUCACACGCGCAGACGCGUGACUGACAGUCGUGCACAGGGUUAAUUGGACCGCAGGUUCUGAACUUGAAUUAUUUUUAAGACUCUACAAAUAUUAAGAUAAUGUCUCUCUUCACAAUUAACUUAACCAAUUUAACUUUAGAGAUGGAAGUCACUGGAGAUGAUGAACCCCGGAACGAGCGCUUGGCUCAAAUCGAGAUCGCGCUGCUGAGCGUCAUCUUUCUCUGCGCAUCAUCUCUGAACUUCGGUCUGCUGCUGCUUCUGUGGAGGAAGAGACAGCAGGUGUCCAGGAUGCGUGUGUUUGUGACCCAUCUCUGCUUGGCAGACCUGGUGGUUGCUUUCUUCCAGGUGUGCCCUCAGCUGAUGUGGGACAUAACUGACCGUUUCAUCGGUCCUGAUCUCGUAUGUCGUGUGGUCAAGUAUCUACAGAUCGUCGGCAUGUUUGCCUCCACUUACCUGAUAGUUGUGAUGACGGUGGACCGUUAUCAGGCGAUCUGCAACCCCAUGGUGACUUUCCAGAGGAGGCGCGCGCGCUGGAACGUGCCCGUGUGCGUCGCGUGGCUUGCGUCGUUUGUCUUCAGCGUCCCGCAACUGUUUAUUUUCUCCAGGGUUGAAAUCGCCCCGGGUGUCUACGACUGCUGGGCCGAGUUUAUUCAGCCGUGGGGACCGAAAGCGUAUGUGACGUGGACGACACUGGUGAUAUUUCUGGUGCCCAUCGUAACUGUGAUGGUGUGCCAGGUGCGCAUCUGCCGCGCGCUCCAGACAAACCUGUACCUGAAGACGCUUCAGCAACAGCAGCAGGGAGGUGAUGGUCUCCCGAACUGUCUUUCCUCCAGAGCCAGCAACGUGGUGUUUGUGUCCAAGUCUCGGAUUAGGACCGUGAAGAUGACAGUGGUGAUCGUGCUCGCCUACACCGUGUGCUGGGCUCCGUUCUUCACCGUGCAGCUCUGGUCUGUGUGGGACACCGACGCUCCGACUGAGACUGCAAUCUUCACCAUCCUCAUGUUGCUAGCCAGUCUGAACAGUGUUGCCAAUCCAUGUAUCUACCUGCUUUUCACUGUGAAGUUCCCCAAACUGUUGCAAACUCUCCUGUGCAUGAAACACACAGACAUGAAGGUGCCGCUGCCUGAGGAGACUACGAUGGUCAGCUCUCUGUAUUUGAGCUUUAAAAACUCUGACACGCAGUGAAAAAGAAACAACACUACAAACAUUCUUUGAAGUACCAUGUAAAUUGUACAUUAAUGUGCUAAGUGUUCAGUACCAUAUACUGUAAAUGUCAAAGUACCAUGAUUUUACCAUCUGACAUGAUCACUGUACCAUGCUACUAGCACAUUACAUUUAUGUAAAGAUAAAAAUGAAACCCGCUUGACUCAUUGGAGUCUCCAUGUACUGAAGCAUUUCAAACAAUGUUCAACACCAAUUAUGCCCCCAUUUACCUUCCCCUCUUAUAGUAUGUUGUUCUAUCAUUUCUUUUAACUGUACAUAACAAGCAGGAAAAUUGCUCAGUGUGUGCUGUCCUAAUCAUAAUCAAAAUAAUGUACAAAACAUAGUGUCUUUAAAUACUGACAAAAAUAUCCAUUUGACUAUUAGUGUAGUGGGUGAUGUUAUUAAAAUGCCUGUACAGAACAUUCUCACUGUUGUCAAUAAAGUGCUUUAAAAAUGAAAUAUUUGGCAUUGAAAUCAGUUCUUACAUGAAGUAUACACAGCCAAGGCGUCACCUUUGACCAUGCUUCAAUAUUUG
This is a messenger RNA of Pimephales promelas (fathead minnow), 1899 nucleotides long. RefSeq names its product arginine vasopressin receptor 2b, tandem duplicate, 1 (gene avpr2b.1). Lineage: Eukaryota; Metazoa; Chordata; Actinopteri; Cypriniformes; Leuciscidae. Gene Ontology annotation, biological process: regulation of systemic arterial blood pressure by vasopressin; positive regulation of vasoconstriction; cellular response to hormone stimulus. Gene Ontology annotation, molecular function: peptide binding; vasopressin receptor activity. Gene Ontology annotation, cellular component: plasma membrane. The record is from RefSeq and is a predicted model, not a curated record.